This is a messenger RNA of Paramuricea clavata, 3849 nucleotides long. NCBI's taxonomy places the organism in Eukaryota, Metazoa, Cnidaria, Anthozoa, Malacalcyonacea, Plexauridae. The record is from the annotation of a GenBank genome assembly.
GACAAGGUUCCUCAGGCUGAGGACAAGGUUCUUCACGCUCAGAAGAAGGUUCCUCACGCUGAGGACAAGGUUCUUCACGCUGAGGACAAGGUUCUUCACGCUGAGGACAAGAUUCCUCACGCUGAGGACAAGGUUCCUCACGCUGAGGACAAGGUUCUUCACGCUGAAAACAAGGUUCUUCAUGCUGAGAACAAGGUUCCUCAUGCUGAGGACAAGGUUCCUCACGCUGAUGACAAGGUUCCUCACGUUGAGGACAAGAUUCCUCACGCUGAGGACAAGGUUCCUCACGCUGAGGACAAGGUUCCUCACGAUGAGGACAAGGUUCCUAACGCUGAGGACAAGGUACGUGACGCUGAGGAAAAGUUUCCUCACGCUGAGAACAAGGUUCCUCAUGCUGAGGACAAGGUUCCGCACGCUGAGGACAAGGUUCUUGACGCGGAGGACAAGGUUCCUCAUGCUGAGGACAACGUUCCUCACGCUGAGGACAAGGUACCUCACUCCAAGGACAAGGUUCCUCACGCUGAGAACAAGGUUCCUCAUGCUGAGGACAAGGUUCCUCACGCUGAAGACAAGGUUCCUCACGCUGAGGACAAGGUUCUUCACGCUGAUGACUAGGUCCUUCACGGUGAGGACAAGGUUCCCGAGACAAGGUUCCUCACGAGGACAAGGUUCCUCACGCUGAGGACAAGUUCUUCACGCUGAGGACAAGGUUCUUCACGCUGAGGACAAGGUUCGUCACGCUGAGACAAGGUUCCCCACGCUGAGGACAAGGUUCUUGACGCGGAGGACAAGGUUCCUCAGGCCGAGGACAAGGUCGCUCACGCCGAAGACAAGGUUCCUCACGUUGAGGACAAGGUUCCUCACGGUGAGGACAAGGUUCGUCACGGUGAGGACAGGGUUCCUCACGCUGAGAACAAGGUACCUCACGCUGAGGACAAGGUUCCUAAGGUUCCUGAGGACAAGGUUCCUCAUGCUGAGGACAAGGUUCCUCACGCUGAGGACUAGAUUCCUCACGCUGAGGACAAGGUUCCUCACGCUGAGGACAAGGUUCCUAACGCUGAGGACAAGGUACCUCACGCUGAGGAAAAGUAUCCUCACGGUGAGAACAAGGUUCCUCAUGCUGAGGACAAGGUUCCUCACGCUGAGGACAAGGUUCCUCACGCUGAGGACAAGGUUCCUCACGCUGAGGACAAGGUUCCUUACGCUGAGGACAUGUUCCUCACGCUGAGGACAAGGUUCUUCACGCUGAGGACGAGGUUCCUCACGCUGAGGACAAGGUUCCUCACGCUGAGGGCAAGGUUCUUCACGCUGAGAACAAGGUAGGUAGGUAGGUAGGUAGGUAGGUAAUACUUUAUUUAAAAUUAACAGAAAGAAGAACACGCUAGCCCCAUCAUCUCUAGGCUGGUUUCCAUGGGGGGCGUGUUUAGAUCUUAGAAAUCAUUAAAAGGAAAAUUUAAACUAAAUAUUAGUACACACAUACUGUACACGUUACUAUAUACAAAUAAUUAGGAAGCAUGUCGCUGUCCAACAAUUGAUUUAAACGAAUGAGGCGACUCGGCCAAUUUUGCUUCGUUUGGGAGUUGAUUCCAGAGCAUAGCGCCGUUAUAUUUAAAACUUUUUUUAAGAAAUUCUCGUUUCGGUUUAGGAAUUGUUAGAUCAGUUGCUGUGUUUCGAAGAUGAUAAUUAGUUUGAUCUAUUUCUCUUCUCACGAAUGACCCCCGGAGACCUGGCGCAGUGUGGUCGUUAAGUAUUUUAUACAUUAAUACUGACUUGGCACCAGAGCGCCUAUUUUCAAGUGUAUCCCAAGAAAGCAUGUUGAGAAGAUCAGUUGAGCGAGUAUCAUAAUUAGCACCCGUUAGGACUCUUGCUGCACGAGACUGAAAUCUUUGCAACUUGUCUCUUAGCAACUUACCACAAGUGCCCCAAAGGGGGGAACAAUAAUGAAAGUAGGGUUGCACAAGACUUUUAUAAAUCGAUUCUAAGGUAUGCAUUGGAACAAAGGGCUUUAUACGUUUCAUAGCGCCAAUAGCAGCGCUCGCCUUCUUGCAUAUCAUUUCAAUGUGACUAUCCCAAUUAAGGGUUUCACCUAGUUUUAGUCCUAUUUUCUUUAAGCCAGUUACAGACAUGGGCAAGAUCUGAAUUUAAAUUUACAACAAGUUCAUUUGCAUCGUAGGAAGAUGAAAAGAUUUGAGUAUCAUCCGCGUACAUGCAUGAAUUAGUUGAUUUCAAACAAUCGGGCAAAUCACUAAUAUAUAAUAGGAACAACAGUGGUCCCAGUAUAGAUCCCUGGGGCACUCCACAGGUGAUAAUUUUAUUACUAGAUAAUUCUCCAUUAACAUUACAUUGCUGUUCUCUAUUUGUUAAAUAUGACUCAAACCAUUUUAAUUCUACGCCAAAAAUUCUUUUUGAUAUCUAUGAACACAACCCCAUUUAACUUUCCAUUGUCCAUAUUUUCUAGCCACUCAUCACACAUUUGGAUGAGGGCAGUUACAGUUGAAUGCUUUGGACGAAAUCCAGAUUGAAACUUUGACAAAAGAGAGCUUUCAGACAAGUAUCUAUAUACUUGACGGAAAACUUCCUUCUCAAAGGCUUUACUCACCACCGGUAAAAUUGAAAUAGGCCGAUAGUUCUCACAUUGUCUUUUAUCCCCAGAUUUAAAUAUUGGCAUAACACGAGCACGCUUCCAUUCAUCUAUAUAUACGCCUGUUGCAGCGACAGAUUGAAGAUGAAUGUCAACGAGGGUGCAAUUAUGUUUGCAGAUAAUUUUAGAAUUUUAGCAGGAAUUUUAUCAAGACCUGUUGCUUUACAUGCUUUUAUUAUUAUAUUGAUUAAUUACAUGCCAAGGCAUUCUGGCUAAAUCCCCAAUAAAAUAUUCAGCAUUAAAAUGUUUAUAAUCCUUAACUUCUUUCACAUUAGGUUUAAGUUUUGGAAGGGUGAACUUCCUGACCACAUAAAUCAAACUCUGGUCAGACAUCCCCAGAUCUAUUACACCAGACAAUCAAUCAAGGUCGCCGAGGUGUUGGUCUCUCUUGUAGGUUUAUUAAUUAAUUGGUCAAGUUGAUAAAGAGAACACAAAAAGUUUAAUUGUCGUGUAUGGGCAUCUGGUGAGGUUUUCAUAACAUCGCAGUUAAUAUUACCAAUUAUAAUCAAUUCCUUAUUUUCAGACUCGCAUUUUUGAAAAAAUACAUCACAAUCAUUAAAUAAGCUCAAGUUUGACUUCGGAGGCCUAUACCAUGUGCAGACAAAAAGCGACUUGCUAAAGGGGCGAGUAAUUUCAGCACACAGCAUCUCAAGACGAUCGGGCACCAAGUCAUUCCUAUCCAAAUAGGAUAGGUUCCUCAUGCUGAGGACAAGGUUCCUCACGCUGAGGAGAAGGUUCCUCACGCUGAGGAGAAGUUUCCUCACGCUGAGGACAAGGUUCCUCACGCUGAGAACAAGGCUCCUCACGCUGAGGACAAGGUUCCUCACGCUGAGAACAACGUUCGUCACGCUCAGGACAAGGUUCCUCAGACUGAGGACAAGGUUCUUCACGCUGAGGACAAGGUUCCUCACGCUGAGGACAAGGUUCUUCACGCUGAGGACAAGGUUCUUCACGCUGAGAACAAGAUUCCUCACGCUGAGGACAAGGUUCCUCACGCUGAGGACAAGGUUCCUCACGCUGAGAACAACGUUCCUCACGCUCAGGACAAGGUUCCUCAGGCUGAGGACAAGGUUCUUCACGCUGAGGACAAGGUUCCUCACGCUGAGGACAAGGUUCUUCACGCUGAGGACAAGGUUCUUCACGCUGAGAACAAGAUUCCUCACGCUGAGGACAAGGUUCCUCAGCUGAGGACAAGGUUCUCACGCUGA